AUGUUCCCUUCUUGCUACUCUAAGCCUAAAAAUGGAUCUCAGUUUAAGAUGUCUUACACGAAAGUCAUUUUCGGCGUGUUGGUAGUCUAUGUAAUUCAUACCUGCUGGGCCAUUUAUGGCUUUGUCUAUACCAAACCGUGUGACACUAGGAAAGGUGACAGUUGCGUUACUUCAUAUCUUGCCGGCAAACCAAGACUUCAGCUUCGUAUCUACACUACGCUCGACCCGAAUGAUGUCGGUGGUCACAAUCUUCUUUUUAAACUGAAUGAGUUUGAUAUCCACGCUGGAUUCGAGAGAACGGUGAACGUCACACUGCCCGAGAUGACGCCCAAUAACGGAACUCUGCACGCGGUGGUGUUCGUACACAAAAGCGGAGUGUCACCUCGCCAGGAUAACCGCCACGUUCGUCUAGUUGCUCGUCUCACCACUCAGAUGACUCCUCACUCUGCAGAGGCCAAUCCUAAUUCUGGAAAAGACACGCGGACAGAUCAGAGGCUCGUCUCCUAUUGGAGGUCACACAUUACCUUGAACAUCAUGACGCAGGAAUUCACCUUCAACGGUGCUGCGAUUCCCAGCGACCUGCGGCGAUACAUGAAAGUCGUGGAGGAGGGAAAGAAGAAAAUGUACCUUCCUCUCUUACUGGUGGACGAGAUAGGGAGCAGAAUGAAGGACCUCAUCGAGCUGAAUAGCACGACAAGAGAGGUUCCAUUGACCAUAUCCUAUGACUCCAUCACGCUCCGCAAAUUCCGCCUGUGGAUUCACAUCCAGGCUCUCAUCUACUCCCUGAAACAUUUUGGGUUUUCAGACAGAAACGUAGAUGAAAUUAAAGGCAUGUUUGUGGAGAGUGGUCUGCAUAUCCUGGCCUUGUCCAUCCUGGUGCCAGCUUUUCACCUCUCGUUCGAAGUCUUUACCUUCAAAAACGACAUCAGCUUUUGGAAGAAGAAGAAGAGUAUAACUGGCAUGUCCAGGACAUCAGUGUUUUGGAGGUGUUUGAGCACUGCCGUCAUAUUCCUCCAUCUGCUGGAGGAGCAGAGCAGCUGGACGGUCCUUGUUCCUACUGCCGUGUCUGCCCUGACAGAGCUGUGGAAGGUAAACAGGGUCCUGGCAAUUCGGGCAAAACCUCAAGAUGGUAAAGCGGAUGAGCUGGAGAGAGCCACUGCGGAGUGCGACUCUCAGGCGAUGAAACUCCUGUCGUACUUGCUGUACCCGUUGUGCGUCAGUGGAGCUGUUUACUCCUUCAUGUAUAUUAAAAACAAAAGCUGGUACUCUUGGUUGAUCAGUAGUCUUGUCAGUGGAGUGUAUGCAUUUGGAUUUCUGUCCAUGGUUCCCCAGCUGUUCAUUAAUUACAAGCUCAAAUCAGUGGCUCAUCUGCAGACUUCAGUCUUCAUGUACAGAGGUUUGAACACAUUCGUGAGUGACGUAUUCAGCGGCGUGAUCACGACCCCUGGUCCUCACCAGCUGGCCUGUUUCAGAGAUGAUGUCAUCUUCCUUAUCUACCUGUACCAGAGGAGAAUUUACCCUCCAAACAAAAGCCGAGGUCGCGACUAUGGAGCUGCGUACAAGAGAAAACCAGGAAAACCAGGAAAGCCGCACGAGGAAUGA
Molecule: messenger RNA, 1602 nt
Organism: Chanos chanos (milkfish)
Lineage: Eukaryota; Metazoa; Chordata; Actinopteri; Gonorynchiformes; Chanidae
Product: cleft lip and palate transmembrane protein 1-like protein
Exons: 17
Coding region: 1-1602 (533 amino acids)
Cellular component (GO): membrane; endomembrane system
Source: RefSeq, a predicted model, not a curated record